ACUGUAUCUAAGCACCGGGGCUUGGUCUUGAAGUUUUCAGUUGCAUCUGUAGAUGAAUCAAAACAGCACCAAGAUGUCGGGACGAUCCGGGCGCGCUGAGACUCGCAGUCGGGCUAAAGAUGACAUUAAGAAGGUCCUGGCGGCUAUCGAGAAAGUGCGCAAAUGGGAGAAGAAAUGGGUGACAGUUGGAGACACAUCUUUACGCAUAUUCAAGUGGGUUCCUGUGACAGAAACAAAACAGAUCUUCCGCACCAAAUCGACUGGUGGAAAUGCCAGUGGGUUAAAAGACGUGGUCCUGGAGAACACCAAUUCUUUGCUGGAUUAUACUGAUGAAAACAGCAAUCAGAGCUUUCUGUCUGAUGUUUACCAUCCAAAGAUGGACAAUAGCAGCAGCAACUCCAGCUCACAGCAGGUCAGCCCUCCACACAACUCCAGUCUCAGAACUGAAGACUCUCAGCCACCGAUGCUCGGCCAGGAAAUUGUGGAUGGACCAGUUCACUCUGGACAAGAAGGGGCAGAUGAACCUCCCACUCUGGUGAAAGAGGACCUUCUUUCUUCAGCAAGUGGGAGACGCAACACUCAGGACCCUCAGGAAGAACAAGACGAGACAGGAGCACCCCCUUUGAAGAAAAUAUGUACAGGAGAAAAUUCUGUUCUGAGAUAGUUUUAAAACUUCUGUUGUGAAUCGGUGUAAAGGUUAUUUGAAACAAGUGCAGAUUAUAAAAUGAAGAUUCUGCAGCUCAUAUAUAAUUAUGCAACUGACUUGACUGAUUUAGCCAUGGAAACCAUUGCCUGCCUGCUGGGUUUUAUUUUGUGUUUUUCAAAUGUAAGUUCUGUUGAGGAAAAAAACAACGGUGUUAUUUGUCACAAUAGCCAAGAGUCUUAUUCUUCUGUUUAAAGCACUUAAUCUCAUCAUUUGUGCACUAUAACUAUACUAUUUAAAACUUAAAAUAUUUAAAAGCUAAAUGGUCUAACAAAUUGUGGUUAUGAUCGAAAUAUAUGUAAAUGCUAUUUGCUCAUGGCUUGCAAGACAAAACAAUAAAACAGUGCAUUUGUUUGUUUGUUUUUGUUUGUUUGUUUAACCUUUCUGGACCACAGUGAUUGUUGACUUUUCCUUUUUGCAAUUUGGAAUAGGAAUUACCUAAAAGGGAUAAUAACCAUAAUAAUUAAACUUUGUCUUGUAAGGAAAGAUUGCCUUUGUUUGUGGCCUAUUGUUAUUAACAACGCUGUUAUUAUUAAUAAUGCUAGUAUACAUAUGUCUGGUUUCCAUCUCAUAUAACUCAUUAUUGCCCUUAUUCCAUGUACCCUAGAUUCAUUCUCAAAAUCUAAAUAGAUUUUUCCAUCCUGCUAUUUGUUCUUUCAGGAGUUGUUGUGACAAGUCUUGUGUAUUUGCGUCUGCUAGCUUUCCCUCCAUCUUUUUUCUCACUGAAUUGGCUGUAAAUGUUGUAUCUCUACAAGAUUGCGUGUGCACUGUCCCCGAAUGUGGCUUAGUAGAACAACAUUAAAAAAACAGUACCAUUGUACAAAGGCAAAAAUGUGGCUGGGGCCCAAUGCACUUUUUGAACGCUGCCAUGUUUUCUUAAUUUGUCGCCUUAGGAAAAAAAACUUGCUGUGGUUACAUAAACUUUAUAUGCAACAAUAAAGGACUGGU
Synchiropus splendidus (mandarinfish) is the source of this 1651-nucleotide messenger RNA. It is a transcript of the gene bcl7bb, whose product is annotated as BAF chromatin remodeling complex subunit BCL7B b. The record is from RefSeq and is a predicted model, not a curated record. Bases 53 to 664 code for a protein of 203 amino acids. The transcript has 6 exons. Lineage: Eukaryota; Metazoa; Chordata; Actinopteri; Syngnathiformes; Callionymidae.